Messenger RNA from Pararge aegeria (speckled wood butterfly), 3861 nucleotides. It is a transcript of the gene Tango1, whose product is annotated as transport and Golgi organization protein 1. Gene Ontology annotation, molecular function: protein binding. The transcript is spliced from 13 exons. Lineage: Eukaryota; Metazoa; Arthropoda; Insecta; Lepidoptera; Nymphalidae. The record is from RefSeq and is a predicted model, not a curated record. Gene Ontology annotation, biological process: vesicle cargo loading; endoplasmic reticulum to Golgi vesicle-mediated transport; protein secretion. Bases 76 to 3792 code for a protein of 1238 amino acids. Gene Ontology annotation, cellular component: endoplasmic reticulum exit site; endoplasmic reticulum membrane.
UGGCCUGCUGUUUUGUGCUUGUGAAUUUUAUUUAAAAUAAUAUAAUAUUAUUUGAAUGUUAAUAAUAAUGCAAAAAUGACUGUAUUACCAUAUAUUUUAUUCACAUUAUUAAUUUCAAUAUGCCAAUGUACAUUACCAGAUCAAGUUUAUUGUGUAAAUCCAGAAUGUAGUAAACCUAUGUCGAAAGCAAAAACACUCCUUGGCUAUAAUAGUGCUGAUCCAGAUUUUAUCCCAUUUCGGGCAAAUGCUGAAGCUUUUAUUUAUAUGAAAUCUGGUGGAAGUAUCCCUGAGACAUGGUAUGCUACUAUAGAGGGUAAAUCGGGAUUUGUUAAAUCAAAUUUUUUACGAGAAAAUAAAGUACUUGAGAAAAGCCAUUUGGUAGCUUUGCCUCUAGAUUUUACAAAGAAACACACAAUACACCCUGACAAAGUUAAGCAGCCUCAUGAAGUAUUUGAGGGCACAACAAUAUUUACAACAGAGCCAUCACUACGCCAACAACAAGAUACUCCCAGCCCUUCUGUCUUAACUAAUAAAAAUGAUGAUCUAAAUAUGCCAGAAAAGACACAAACUGAACUAAAUAGCAUUGAUGAUAAUCAAAAUAUUUCCAAAGAAAAUAAUCUAGAAACAGUUUUAAAUCAACAUACUAUAAGUGAAUCAACAACAGAGGCUGCCUUAUUUGAACAACCAAACAAUCAGGUAGAUCUAAACAAUGUUUUGCCAGAAUUAAAUAAUGGUGAUGAAAAUCCACCACAGGCAAUCAUCACACAAAAUCAGUUAACUGAACCAAGCAUUGACACAGACAAAUCUAUUACACAAAACGAGCAAAUUGCUGACCAAAAAGAUGAUUCAUUUUCUAAAUCUCAUAUGGAAGAAAUAAAUGAUAUGCAGAUGAAAACAGAAAAUAAUCCAGAAGCACUAGAACUUUCUUCUAGUGAUGAUGGAACAUUUGUUUCAAAGUCUAUUGAGGUGUCUAAUACAGAAGACUCAAAAAAUAACUACUUAACAUCUGAAAAUAGUAAAUUGGUGCCUCCAACAGAAAUGAAUAGUAUUACUAAAACUGCAGAACAGCCAAUAAAAAAUGAGAGUAUUCAAGAAAAUUCUAUUCCUACUCGAAAUCUACUUAUUGAUAUACCAGAAGUGCCUGAAUCAAGUAGUGAGACAAAUAUUAAAGACGAAGUAAACAAUAAUAUUCAAACUAAAAGUGUAAAUAUUGAAAAGGAUACUAAAAAAAUGCAGACUGAAACUAGUGCUACUUUACCAAAACAAGAAGGACCCACCAUACCAGUCACACCCAUAGAUGAUGAACAGAAAACAACAGAGGCCACAAGAGCUACAUUACAUAGUAUUGUAGGUUUAAGUACUGCAAGUGUUGCUUCAGAUCCUAAUUCAAAACCUGCACCUGUGGAUACAACUUCAUCUGUUUCACCAAGUAUGGCACAUACAUUUGAGACAACUACCAAAACUGUACCAGAGGAAUCUCUUAUUACAACUACAGAAACAGUGCCUGUAACUGGAACCUCUGAAACAUCUUUCACGCCGGAGACAAAUCCUGCAACUGAAUCCUUUGAAGCAUCUUCCAUCCCUGAAACAAAUCCUGUAACUGAAUCCUAUGAACCAUCUGCCAUCCCUGAUACUGUACCUGCAUCCUUUGAAACAUCUUCUAUUCCUGUACCUACAGCAGAUCCUUAUGAAGCCUCAACUGAGCAUUUAAUUGAAGAAAUAUUUAGUGAAGCCACUACGGAAACUCCAUCUUACCAAGAGGAAACAACAACACAGGGUUUAUUUUCAGAUAUUUACACAACUAUUGCAGAUAUGCUGCCACCUAGUACUGAAUCACCCCCAAAAGAGAUCUUUAAUCCUGACUAUGUUUAUAAUCCUGAUAGUGAAAGAACCCAAUCUGAAGAAUCAGAAAGUUUCUCCUUUAUUGGUUAUGUUAUGAAUUUAUACAACUCCAUUAUGGGUUUAAAAGAACCAUCGCAUGAUCUGUUCCCAUCAGCUGGUGAUACUUGUUUUACAGAUGAGUAUUGCGAUGGUGAAAGUAUGAAAAAACCUAAUCGUCUCCUAACAUUCCUUCUGACUACAGCUGGCUCAGUCUUACUGUUUAUACUGGGCUACUAUUAUAUUGAAAGCAGUAGACAAGAUGGAAGACUGAUUGGCAGUAUUAAUAAUCUUCAGAGGGAGUUGUUGUUUUCUACUAAGGAGUGUGAGAUCCUUAAAGAGGAGCUUGCAACUACUAAGAAUAAAUUAGCUGGCAUAGAAGACAAUUCAUUUGGUAUGGACGAUAUGGUAAAGUCAUUAAAAGACGAAAUCAAUGAAUUAAAGGAAAAUAACGAAAGAUUACGAAAUUCGUUGGAUGCUAAUGAAAAAUUGCUUAGGGUAUCGGAAAACACUGCAAGUGAACUGCAAAAUACGCUAAGCGAGGUAGAUAACACUCUGAGUGAGCUUUUAAACGAAAGAGCCCACUCUGAAGAACAAAUAGCUGAAUUAAAUAAUAAAAUUCAAGCAUUUGAAGAAGAAUUAAUAUCAGUGCGUAGGGAGAGAGAUAAUUUCCAAUUGAAAUAUGUAUCAGCUGAGACAGCAUUGGAAGAGUUUAAGAAACAGAAAGUGCAGCUACAAGAAGCCACUCAGAAGUUGGCAGAAGCAAAAAAUACAAUUGAAUUACAGAAACAUGAAAUUUUAGCACUGAAGGAUGCAUUAAAAGAAGUGAAAAAUAGUGGUUCUUCCUCAAACUUUGAUGUAACAUCUCUUAUAGAUCAUACUGAAAUAAAAGCAAAGUUAUCUAAAGCUUUAGAAGAGAAAAAUACUUUUAAGAGCAAAUAUGAGACAGAACAUAAAGAAAGAAGCCGUAUCGCAGAGGAACUGAAAAAUACUCAGCAAUCUUACCAAACAAGUAGCCAACAGGCAUCUGAAGCUCUCACGAGGCUGGAAGUUCUUGGAAGAUACUUUCAAGAACGGGAAGGUGAACUUAUGAAGGAACUCAGUACCAAAGAAGCGUUAUGGCUCAGCAAGCAAGGCGAAUCUACGAGCACUGUAGAAAAGAUUGAGUUAUUGCAACAAGAAGUGCAACGAUACAAGGAGAAAUGUGACACGUUAACGCUGGAACUAGCUGAGCAGGAAUCGGCCCGUCGCACCGCCAUUAGCGAGAUAGAAGCACGCGAGCAUACAGCAUGGCUUGAGGCGAGACAGGCCAAGCGGGACGCCGAGGCUUCUAAAGACGACGCCGCGGCGUUGCGGAGGAAGUUAGCUGCUAUGCAUCAGGCCGAUGGAGCCGCUUCGCCGCACAGACCGGUGGCGUCACCACUGGAAGCAGAGGUGGGUCUGCCGGCUCCGUUACCACCGCCGCUGGCGUUCCUGCCACCUCCACUCUUGCCGCCGUUACCGCGCCCACCGCCGCUCGGCCGGCUGCCUUCACCACACCCGCCGAGAUACAGCGAGAGACGCUACUCGCCGGACAGUCGGUAUUCACCGCAAAGCCGGUAUUCGCCGGAGAGUCGGUACUCGCCGGAAAGCCGGUACUCGCCGGAGAGUCGCUACUCGCCAGAGACAGUGCGCUACUCGCCUGACAGUCGCUACUCGCCGCGACAACGGCGUCCUCCAGCGUAUUCGCCUCGAGAUAGAAUGCGACCUUUAGACAGGCCUAAUGGACGCAGUUCGCGGCCUCGAAACGGUCCCGCAGAUACCGAAACUGAAUAUAAUUCCGACAGUCCCACUAGACGACCUCCCCGACGGCGAUACUCGAGAGAUUCAGGUCCCAGCUCGGGCUCUGGAUGCUCGUCCGAAUCGGAGAAGUGAAAUCUUUUAGUCAACAUUUAUUUUGCUAUAUUAUUAAUGGAGUAAUAUAUCCUGCUGAUGGUUGAAGUA